This is a messenger RNA of Anisakis simplex (herring worm), 1368 nucleotides long. Lineage: Eukaryota; Metazoa; Nematoda; Chromadorea; Rhabditida; Anisakidae. The record is from the annotation of a GenBank genome assembly.
AUGAGGGGGUGUUCAGCGAAUUUCGAUCGAUCACUAUGUUGGCAAAGCGCUUCGUUUGGCGAAGUUGCUGAACGAAAAUGCCCAUUCACGUAUUGCUUGAAUGUGGCCGGUUGUGAGCGAAUCGCAAAUGAAUUCAAUGUGCAGAGAUUGUGUCAAAAUAACGGCACAUGGGCUGAUCCAAUCUAUGGUCAGUGUAUUGACGUUAUCAAGUAUCAUCCACAAUGCAUUGUGGGGUUCUGUCGCACGUGUCCAGAUUUGUUACGUGAAAUGGUGAUUAGUGCCUCACUAACGUUAAGUAUCAUAUCAGUGGCGUUGUUGGUUUCCACACUAGUGCUCUUCACAAUAUUCGAUUCGAUACAAUGCAGACGGCUAUCAAUACACAAAAAUCUGGCAGCUGCAUUCGUAUUCCGUUUUGCGGUAUUGGCCGUUUGGACAAUUGUACAAACUUCGAACGUCUUUCAGGACUGCAGCUCCUAUAAUCCAGUGCCUCGUUUUGAAUAUGAGUGGAUUUGUAAGCUAUUACUUUGGCUCGUCAUUUAUUUUCAAGUUGCCUCCGUGAUGUGGAUGCUAAUUGAAGGCGCAUAUUUGUAUAGUCGUUUUACGAUAUUCGCAAUGCGACACACAGAACCACCCUAUUAUGCAUACUUAUUAUGUGGAUGGGGAGUACCGUUUAUUGUUGUGUUGAGUUGGACGUUUGUACAUCAGUAUCGUUCAAGUCAAAGUCAUAAUUCAUUUUGUUGGUUGCCUUAUGCACAAGGACAUCAUUUAUGGAUUCUUGCUGGUGCAAUGGGCUUAGCUCUUAUCCUUAAUUUGUUAUUCCUGUUGGGUAUCGUGAUCAUUUUGGUGCAAAAAUUAAGAGCCGAAAAUACAGCCGAAUCGAAAAAAAUUUGGCGAACAAUCAAGGCAACCCUUUUACUGGUACCCUUACUUGGUGUUUCGAAUAUUCCGUUGUUUUACGAACCAGCUGAACCGAGUAGUACAUACAUGCUUGGAUCGGCGAUUCUUCAGCAUUCACAGGGUAUAUUCAUCGCGGUAUUAUAUUGCUUCUUGAAUAGCGAAGUGCAAAAUGCGAUGAAACGACAAUUUUCCAAAGUCACUUUGCACUUAUUUCGUCGACGGGAAAGGUUCGAAACUGAGCGAACCUAUGUACCCGAUAUUGGAAAUCGUAAGAAUCGUCAAAUUGGCGUGCCAAUGGAAGAACUAAAUGGGUUGAAAAAUGAUUUUACCACCGCUGCUGAUAAUAAAAACAAUCGCAUUCAUAAUAAUAGUAAUAACAAUAAUAAUAAUCAAAAUAAUAAUGGUAAUAGCAGUCGCGAAGGACAUAGCGAUGAUGGUGUCAUACAAAAAGUUGAUAAUGCAAUAGAGUGA